GAGAGAGAGAGAGAGAGAGAGAGAGAGAGAGAGAGAGAGAGAGAGAGAGAGUAGUAACAGUAUUAGGUAAUGUGUUGGUGGUAGGUGAAUGACACACCUGGACAUUUUGUGGUGAGCAGUGUUGUUUUUUGCUCCUACUGUUAGUUUCAUUAUGGUUAGGUUAGGGUUGCUUAGUUUUAUUUAUUUAAUUUUUUAAUAUAAUAAAUUAAUCCCUUCGUUACCGUCCACAUAUGAAUGCAGUGUUACUCUUUACUCAUGAUAUAAUGUGUGAGUGUAUCAAUUUAAUCAAAAUUUUCCGGUGUUUCACUUUUCAAUUUUCAUAGUUUAUUUUGCUAGGAGAGAGACAUCUGGGAGGAAGAGCAAAGGCUGAUUUCCCGGCAUGUAAGCCUAAGCUUUGUUUUCUCUUCCCUCAGGCUUUGAAAUUUUGCUUUAGGUCUUAGCUUGAUCUCUAUCCAGCCUUUCACUCUCCCAGUCCUUCUUUGUUCCUCUUUAGCCAGCCUUUCAGCACACCACCAGUACCUCUGUCCCUUGUCCUUGCCAGUAAGUCCAUCUCUCCUCCUGCAGGCUUAUUCCACCUUUUGUGUGAGGGAGCACAGCUGCGUGUGUGACCAGCUGCUCAAGAUUCACUCCCACCCGCCCCUGGGACGACAAGUGCCGCUCCUCAUCAUCACUGCAGUCGUCCUAUUCAGACGUUCCAGUCUUUUCCAGCCUUUCAUAUACUAGCUGUAUUGGUGAUUUGUUACCAAGAUGGACAUCGACAUACUGAGAACUUUACUUGACUGUCAAGAUAAGGCAUAUAAAACUGCCUUAGAAAUCUUUCUGCAGCAAGUAAACGAAAGGAUCCAGUCGUGUGAAACAACAGUGAGCGACUUAACAAGGAGCCUGGAGUUCACUCAAAACGAGGUCGACGAAUUAAGAGGUGUAGUGAACCAACUGAAGCGGUACAAGGAAAACGCCAAGGAGAUGAUUGAUAGCUUGACUGAAGAUCUACAAACCAAAAACUGAGAAGAUAAAGGAGCUGGAAGAGAAGAGUGUGUACCAAGAAGAUUAUAGCAGACGCAAUAAUCUCCAAAUCACCGGACUGCCAGAACACCCCGGGGAGACAUGGGAGAAAACGGCGGAAGAGGUGAGCAAGCUUUUAGAGAAGAAACUACAACUACCGAAGAUGGAGAUUGAGCGAGCUCACAGAGUCGGUAAGCAAAGUGAACAACGAGACAGGCCAGUGAUUGUACGUUUUUCAAGAUUCAGCGACAGGGAGGCGGUGCUGAGAAACUGUCCGAAGCUCCGAGGUACCAACAUCUAUAUCAAUGAAGAUCUCCCUCUCACUUCCCAAGCCAUUAAGAGGGUGAAAAUGCCCUUACUGCGUCAAGCACGUAAUGAGGGAAAGAUCGCCUAUUUUAGACACACGAAGCUGAUUGUGAAGGAGAGACCUGGCGCGGUGGGCGGCGAAGGUGGCGUGGCGAGUGGCGGUAGUGGUAACCGGGGUUCACGAAGUGCUUCGGACACGACUGCCAGUGCAGCUGCUGAGCCUAUUGACGGUACUGGGGGAGCCACAGCCGUGCACUCCGAUGUUGCUGCGACGACUUCCAGUGCUACUGCUGCCACUGCUGAUUCUGCUGCUGGUGUCGAUGGAAGUGCUGCCUCUGUGGACGUUGCUGCCGCCGACGCUGCUGUGAACGUUGUAGCCUCUGAGGCAGGAGACAGGCAACGGAUACAGACGAGGAAAGGCAAGACAAAGAAGUAGUAAGAUGGUCUAGUACUAUUGUAUAUACGUAAUAUGUAACGAUACUUAAGAUAUAAGUAAUGGGUUCAUAUUGUUUUCCCUUUUCUCAUUUUGAUGAGUCAUUCCUAGACUAUAUUAAUGAUAACCAUCAAUUUCCAUUACAUAUUAUAAGUGAUUUAUCUUAUGAUCCCUUUAAAGAAUUAGAUUGUCCAGAUUCUGUUGAUAGUUAUCUUAUAGAUAACUUGUUAAAACAAAUUGAUUUGUCAGUAUUACUUUUGCCAAGAUUUAAAGACUAACUUACAACACAAUAGCCUCAAUAUCAUGUCAUAUAACAUUAGCAGUGUCCCAUUACAUUUAGAUUCUUUUUAUGAUCAGUGUUUAAAUGUUACUAGUGUAAAGUUUGAUGUGAUAGGAUUAUGCGAAACACGUCUCCAUGAUAAUAUAUCUUCUUUGUACAAACUAAACUCAUAUCAAGCAUACUUCCAGAAUAAGAGUAUCACUGGUGGUGGCCUUGCCAUAUUUUUACAUAACAUUUUUCAAGGUAAUACUCUACAGAACAUCUGUUUCCAACAACCACAUAUUGAGUCAUUAUUCCUGGAAAUUACAGGUAAAUGCAAGUAUGUGAUAGGAAUUAUUUAUAGACCCCCUAAUGCUUGUUUUAAUAAUUUUCUAAUGUCAUUAGAAGAAAUUUUGGAAUUCUUGACACUUAUGAUUCGGCAUGUUACAUAAUUGGAAAUUUUAAUAUAAAUUUAUUAAAGAAAGAAAUGUUACGUUCACCGGUUAAACUGGUAAGAUUGGCAUCGGGGAGCCGGUGAACAAUAACAAUAA
This is a messenger RNA of Portunus trituberculatus (swimming crab), 2551 nucleotides long. RefSeq names its product caM kinase-like vesicle-associated protein. Bases 1166 to 1744 code for a protein of 192 amino acids. Lineage: Eukaryota; Metazoa; Arthropoda; Malacostraca; Decapoda; Portunidae. The transcript has 2 exons. The record is from RefSeq and is a predicted model, not a curated record.